CAUUCAUACUAACCCGCCACUUCAUCACAAACCACCAUCGAGUACGCGCGACUAAUAAAUAUUGCGUGCGCUAUUUAUACAAAGUUCGCCUGAAGUUUUUUGUGUGUUUUUAUACAAGGCAAGAUGAGCGGAAACUUCCUUACAAUCCCCGGUGAUGAUCCUAUUCAGAGGAGAUCUAGGAGUUCGUCUUUAACAGACUUAAUAUCGUCUUUCGACACAAAGGCGCAGGCGCACAGCGAACUGCAGAAAGUUACAGCGUUCAGUGGUCAUUUCGACAAGAAUCACAAACCGACCUUCUCAAAAGACGAAUAUGGCAAACCUAUCCCCGGUUCGAAGACAGAAUACCGAGGGGCGGAGGCACAAGCAAGAGUUUGUUCAGAGAUGAAGGAACUGUGCGAGAUAAUCAAUGAGUACGGCAAAACUCCUUGCAAAAGCCUCUUGCCUCCAGAGCUGCAGUGUGCUACCAAAGUCAUAUCAUUCGGAGAACUUUUUACGAUAUACACAGUAAUUUCUGACAAACUUGUUGGAAUAUUGCUGAGGACGAGAAAGCAUCAACUUACGUUCUUUGAAGGCGAAGUUUUAUUCCAGAAACGCGACGAUGACGUUCCAGUGUUCCUGAUGCAGCCCAUAGAUGAUAUAAGAACUUAUUGUGACAAUAAAGCGCUUCAAGCUAGACGAUCUGUAUCACCUAUGCCUAACUAGAAAGCGAAACUCGGCUAGAAUGAAAUAAUUUCCAUCUCGACUCUUUGUAAAAGACUAGUGCUUCUAAAUUAAUUAAAUCCUAUGCAAUUUAUAAUUAAUUUUAGAAUAAUCAGAAAAGAAGGGACCCUGUGUGGCAGUGUGUUUGCUUUCAUGAACAGAUUAGAUGUAUUGUAAGGAAUAAAUUGAUGGAAGUGUAACCGUUGGUUUAUGAGACUAAAAUCUCUUUAUGAAACUUAUCAUCAUCUUAGUCUUUGAAAAAACAGAAAUAACAAUGUUUUACAUAAGGAUAUUGGUCUCAGAAACCCACGGUAGGUUAUAUAAAUAAUAUUUUCACUAUAAACAAUUUGACCUUUUGCUACUCUGAUACACCAUUUUUUAUAGAUAAUUUUCACACUAAUUAUAUAAACUAACUUUUUUAUUCAAUAUCACUUCUUCUUU
Papilio xuthus (Asian swallowtail) is the source of this 1140-nucleotide messenger RNA. Its product is annotated as actin-binding Rho-activating protein. The transcript is spliced from 5 exons. Gene Ontology annotation, cellular component: sarcomere. The coding region runs from base 124 to 702 and encodes 192 amino acids. The record is from RefSeq and is a predicted model, not a curated record. Gene Ontology annotation, molecular function: actin binding. NCBI's taxonomy places the organism in Eukaryota, Metazoa, Arthropoda, Insecta, Lepidoptera, Papilionidae. Gene Ontology annotation, biological process: positive regulation of Rho protein signal transduction; positive regulation of transcription by RNA polymerase II.